This is a messenger RNA of Colletotrichum scovillei, 2686 nucleotides long. Its product is annotated as major facilitator superfamily transporter. The coding region runs from base 669 to 2468 and encodes 599 amino acids. Gene Ontology annotation, cellular component: membrane. The transcript is spliced from 3 exons. The record is from RefSeq and is a predicted model, not a curated record. Gene Ontology annotation, molecular function: transmembrane transporter activity. Gene Ontology annotation, biological process: transmembrane transport. NCBI's taxonomy places the organism in Eukaryota, Fungi, Ascomycota, Sordariomycetes, Glomerellales, Glomerellaceae.
AGCACCUAGGUUGGCCCAUCCCACUUUGUUCCACACCCGCAAGUCGAAGCCGCCCCCCCUGUUCAGUUCUGAGAGUGUGUAGUCGUGCAGUUGUCUCUCGCUCGCCCGGGCCCUUGGCUCGAUUUCAUCAGCGUCCAUCGCUGUCCCACACCCGCCUUAUCUCUCGAUGUGGGCAGCGCACCCCGGUCCUCUGCUACGUAGCUCGGGUUUCUAUUUCUUUUCCCAUUCCCACUUCUCGUUGCGCCGAGCAUAGCGCUUCUCUUCCCUUGCUCAUGUGUCCAUACCCCUCUGCCUUUCCAGCUCUGAUCCCUCUUCCGACUUGACAGUUACACUCUCGGAGAGGCGCCUAACUGCUGUGUACGUCCAACACGAUCCUACAGGAAUGGAAUCGUGGCAGUGUCGCUCUGUACAUCUCGCCGCGCUCGCCCCCAACGACACAGUCCAAGUCAGGAUAUAGCGCCGACACUCGACGAUACAGCUCUCCCAAAGACACAGAUACUCGAUCCGAAACUUCGCAGCCUUUUGUCUGUCACUUAUCAAGCUCAAAAAGGGUUCGGAACCUACUUGCGACAGUUGUGCUGUGUUCUGUCCCAAGCACGCUGCACUACACGACACUCGAACUCGAUACAGCGCACGAGCAGCAAUAACAACACCAAAAUAGUCAAAAAAUGUCGGCACCAAAAGACGACAUCAUAGUCACCCGGGUGGACCAGGACGUCCACGGGAAACCCAUAAACGAGGCAACAGAGACCACAUCGCUGCUGAGCGCAGGCGCUCGCGACGGCGAAAGCUCCUGCGAAGAUACAUGGCCGGGUUAUGCGGACUUCGAACACUUGCCGUGGUGGAGGACUCCCUCUGUCUUCUGGCUUCUCAUCCCGUAUGCUCUCUUCACGCUGGCCUUUGGAGGCUCUCUGGUGCCCAAGCUGAAUCUAAUCGUCGAUCUGGUAUGCCAAAGGCAUUUUGCCGAUGAGACAGCGCUGGACCCGGCCUUCGUUUUCACUCCCGUGAUACUCGGCGCGGAUAACCCGCAAUGCCUCAUCCCCGAGGUUAAGAAGCGUGUGUCCAUGUUCACCCUGGCCAUCAACCUGUUGACCGGCAUUCUGUCCGCAAUCACCGCGCCCAAGUUGGGCCAACUCUCGGACCGUUAUGGCCGUCGGAAACUCCUGGCUCUGGCGUCCUGCGGCGGCGUCGUGGCCGAGCUCAUCGUCAUCAUGUGUGCAAACUUCCCCUGGACGUUCCACUACAACUGGCUGCUUCUCGGCGCCGUAGCCGACGGCCUCACUGGAUCCUUCACGGCUGGUAGCGUUCUCAUCAACUCGUACACCAGCGACUGCACCGCGCCGUCUCAGCGUGGUGUGCGCAUCGGAUAUCUUCACGCCUGCCUCUUCAGCGGCCUUGCCUUUGGCCCCCUUCUGACAGGUUACUUCGCCGCCUGGACCGGCAACUUACUCUCCGUUUUCUAUGUCACCAUGGGAUGCCACAUCUACUUCAUCAUCUUUGUCGGAUUCAUCGUUCCCGAGUCCCUCAGCGUGAAGCGUCAGCUCCGCGCCCGCCAAAAGCACAACCAAGAAAAGGAGGCCAAGGCCAAGGCCGGAACCUGGUCCACAAUCAAGGCGGCCAACCCUCUGGCUCCCCUCAAGACCCUGUGGCCCACGGGACCCGGCACCUCCUCGAGACUGCGUCUCAAUAUCGCCGCGCUCUCGUUCACCGACAUGAUCCUCCUGGGCUCCGCCAUGAGCGCCGGCACCGUCAUCCUUCUUUACUCCGAGUCCCCUGAGACGUGGGGCUGGGGCACCCUAGAGAGCUCCCGCUACAUCUCCGCCGUUUCCAUGGUCCGCGUCGUCGCGCUGCUCGUCGUCCUGCCUCUUGUCAACUACGUCUUCCGCGUGCGGCCCGCAGCCUACCGGAGGAGGGUCUCGGGUGUCUCCAUCGUCGAGGGGAACAACGGCGCCGACAGCGUCGACUGCUGGAUUCUCCGCUUCGCCCUGCUCUCGGACGUCACAGGCUCCCUUGGAUACCUGUUUGCGAGAAACGAGGCCGUGUUCGUGCUCUCUGGCAUGGUCACUGCUUUUGGCGGUCUCGGCAGUGCGACCAUCCAAGCCGCCAUCACCAAGCAUGUGCCCGCGGAUCAGGUUGGUCAGCUGCUCGGCGCCAUUGGCGUCCUACAUGCUCUCUCGAGGGUGUUGGGUCCGAUCGCCUUCAACACGCUUUACUACUCCACUGUCGGCGUCUUUGACCAGGCCAUCUUCGUCCUCCUUGCAUCCCUGUUUGGCCUAGCUUUGUUGGCCAGCUUCAUUGUGCGGCCCGGUGGUAAGUCAUUUAACACUGCUUGCGAUGUACCAGACACCCCCUUUAUUAACCGGAAACACAGUGUUCCUCGAGGAGACUUACGAGCCCGUCCCUUCAUCGGCGCACCAGCCGAGCUCCAACGCCAACUCAGAGGCCCUGGAAGUAUUGACGGAGGAUGAGCUGAUACCCAAUAACUAAACUCUGGGUUUUGGCUAUGAGAUUUGGCGAGUUGUACGUUCUACGUAGUGUCUGUGUAAUUUCACAAGAAUAGCGAGAGGAGGAUUGAGAUACCUAGAACAUAGACGUCAGCGCCAUUGAGCGCUCGAGAGUUGUGGUUCUUUUGAUUUAGAGCAUCGGCGAUUUUGCCGCACCGGAUACAAGAGUAUCCCUCGAUACC